Messenger RNA from Lingula anatina, 8039 nucleotides. RefSeq names its product sodium channel protein 1 brain. Gene Ontology annotation, biological process: membrane depolarization during action potential; neuronal action potential; sodium ion transmembrane transport. Gene Ontology annotation, cellular component: voltage-gated sodium channel complex; plasma membrane. The record is from RefSeq and is a predicted model, not a curated record. Lineage: Eukaryota; Metazoa; Brachiopoda; Lingulata; Lingulida; Lingulidae. Gene Ontology annotation, molecular function: voltage-gated sodium channel activity.
GGCAAAACAGAAGAAAAACAACGACCCCGCCGACACACUAGACACCUAAGAGAAGAGGAACACGUCAAAAUGGCGUAAUUCGGGAAAAUUGGAAGUUCUAUAUAAUUCACAGUUCAAACUGAUACAACGUGAUGGCAAUGACUUAGAAAAGGAGAAGGAAGUAAGAGCGAGGCCAGUGUGCCUGUAGCUGUUCAAAGAAAAAAAAACUUCUGCAAAGACUACAAACGACGUAAAUCUAUCUUUUGUUGUAUUUCAUAAGGAAUAACAAAAACAACGAAAAACCAAAGACUGGAUUUAUACAAAAGAUAAUUCAGAGGAUGUCAUCAUCUCGACCAGGAUCAAGAGCAAGUGAGUCUGAAAGUUUCUACGACCAAGACUUGGACUGCUCUCGGACACGGUCCGCCUUGGGCAGGCAGACGCGACCCACCUCCGCUUGGGAGAGGGUUGAGGAAAAGACUUUUACCAUUCAAGAAGCUCCUCAACAAAAUGGAACGUGCAACGGUGUGGCCAAAGGGCAUGAAUAUAUGCCUUCAAAAAGUAAAAGUAGAGACGAUGAAGAGGAAGAAGAAAACCUGGAUGAGUUAUUGGAGGGAAUGGAGGAGGAUGAAAAGCCCAAAGAGGGCAGUACAGCAAACUUAAACGACGAAACAAAAGGGCUCAGUAGUCCACAGCCAAAUGGAUCUAUAAACCCCGUGUCGGGGUUCACAGAAUCUCAAGUUUUUCUCGGAUCAAAAGAAGAAUCAGACGAUGAUGACGAAGACAAAAUUGUAUUCAAACCCUUUACGAAGGAAACAUUAAGGCGCCUCGAAGAAAGAGAGGCAGAGGAAAAGAAACUCGCUGAAGAAAAAGCUGGAAAACAACAAGAAGCCAUUCUUGUAGAUGGGGAACUGAAGUUUAAUGAUGAUGAGGAUGGUGAAGUAAUCGAAAAAGAUCCUUCACUGGUGGAAGGGAAUCCUCUUCCUGUAGACCUCGCAUUAGAGUUUCCAAAGAGCCUUCAUGGGAAACCUAUUGAGGAAAUAGACCAGUAUAUAAAAGAAAAGAUUGAUUACGGUUGGGUCAGUAACAAGACAUUUGUUGUGAUAGCUCCAAAGUUUCGGAACAGUAAAUACAUCUUCCGAUUCUCUGCCACGCGAGCAUUUUUCUGCCUAGCACCAUGGAACCCAGUGAGACGAGCUGCCCUCUAUGUGGUUUCAAACCAAUUCUUUGACUAUAUCAUCAUCUUGACUAUACUCAUUAACUGUAUCAUGAUGGCCAUCCUAGAUGCACCAGAAGAACCUGAGUUUGUCUUCUUGGGAAUUUAUACCAUUGAAAUGAUUGCCAAAUUACUUGCAAGAGGAUUUAUUCUCAACAAAUUUACAUAUCUACGAGAUCCUUGGAACUGGUUAGAUUUUAUAGUGGUCAUACUUGCCUAUAUCACUGUGUUGUUAGAAAAAUGGAUACUUAAAGACCAAAACUCUGAAAUCGGAGGAAUAGCAGCAUUGAGGACAUUCCGAGUUUUGAGAGCAUUUAAGACAUUUGCUAUACUGCCAGGUUUAAAGACAAUCAUCAGUGCAGUGUUCAAGUCAAUGAAGAUGUUAGCUGAAGUGAUGGUGCUAAUAGUUUUCUGCAUGACAGUCCUCUCUUUGUUUGCCAUUCAACUUUACAUGGGUCUCCUGCUAAACAAGUGCAUAGAGAUCCCUCCUGCAACUUUACCCAAUGGAACAAACUUUACAACCUAUCACGAAUAUUAUGCAGAUUGGAUAGCUCAGUCAGCUCAUUGGUAUGAUGAUGGAGAUGGGGGGUAUCAAUUGUGUGGAAACGUGUCAGGCACACAGGGCUGCCCAAAUGGCUAUCUAUGCCUUCCAGACCAAGGGCUCAACCCAAACAAUGACUACACACACUUCGAUGACUUUAUUUGGGCCAUGCUGAACAUAUUCCAGCUAGUCACUUUGGACUUUUGGGAAGACACUUACAACAAAGUUGUAAAGGUUGCUGGUGGCUGGAACAUACUAUUCUUCAUGGCCAUUGUAUUUUUUGGUUCCUUCUAUCUCAUCAACCUACUGCUGGCAGUGGUGGCUAUGUCAUAUGAAGAGGAAGCAAAGGCACAAGAAGCGGAACGUGAAAGGAAAGAAAAAGAACAAAAGAGAAAAGAAAAGAAAGCAAUAUUGAAAGCAAAACAAAAGAAAAAGAAACAGGGUUCCAAAGCUGUGCUAGAUGUGACAAAACUGUCAGGCCAUAUAUUAUCAUCGCACACAGAUCUGAGAGGAGAUGAGCCUGACAAAAAUCAUUUAAAAGUUGAUACUGUCCACCAAAAUGGAAGUGCACACAGCCUACACAGCUCAGAAAAUGGCCAUGCGGGGAAAAGUCACACAGAUCUUAAAAAGGGAAAUGUUGGGAGUAAAGUGAGCCUCAGAAGUGUCAGCAAAGAUACUGAAAAAGUCAUUGGAAAUAAUUAUACAGCGGUUGAAAAUGCUGAAGAUAAGAGGAAAAAGUUUGCAGAACAGGGCAAAGAUAAUGCCACCUUCACCAUGGAGAGUGAAACAGAUACCAUGGGCACACAGGACACCUUGGUGGAAACUAUCGCUAGCUCAGAAUUCCACAAUAAGAUGAGUGAAGAUGAAGCUCACCAGAAAGAGACAGUUGAUGGAUCAAAGGUAUCAACUUCUGGAGUGAAAAUUGUGGAGACAAAAGUGGAAAAUAAAGAUAAAGAGGCAGACCAGCUGGGCAGUGUGGUUGAUAAUAAAGAAACAAUGUCACUUAGAAGUGACGAACUCCCCAAAGAGAGUGACCCUGCAGAUGAAGAAUCAGAAGAUGAAUAUGCGGAUAGAAACUGUAAAUGCUGCCUUAAAUGCUGCUGCCAUUACCCAAGCUGGAGAACCUGUCAAAUAAUCUGCCACAAGAUCACCUCGGAACCACUGUUUGAGUGGUUCAUAACUGCAUGCAUCAUGCUCAAUACACUGUUCAUGGCCAUUGAACAUGUUAAUAUGCCCAAUGAUCUCAAGAACACAAUGGAUUACUUCAACUAUUUAUUUACAACCAUCUUCACACUGGAAGCUGUCCUUAAGCUAAUGGCCCUGGCCAAAGACUACUUCAAAAGUGGUUGGAAUGUCUUUGAUUUUGUGAUCGUAGUGUUCAGCCUGUUGGAGCUGGUGUUACUAUGGGCUAACUUGGCCAGUUUGCCAGGAGUGUCAUCUGUUAGGACACUGAGACUGUUCCGUGUGUUCAAGCUAGCCCAGUCUUGGACAACCAUGCGUGUUUUGCUGACCAUCAUUUUGAAGACCAUGGGCUCUUUGACCAAUGUGACCAUUGUGUUGGCCAUAGUGAUGUACAUCUUUGCUGUCAUUGGCAUGCAACUCUUCAGGAAUGCAUACCUAAAAGCUUUUGCAGAUGACAUAGGGUUAAAUGACAGGUGGCACUUCAAUGACCUGGGCCACGCACUGAUGAUGGUGUUCCGUAUCCUAUGUGGAGAGUGGAUAGAACCUCUGUGGGACUGUAUGCAGGCUGAUGCCAAUGCUGUUAGCCAAACAGGGGCAUGCAUUCCAGUGUUUCUCAUCACCUUGAUGCUGGGGAAUUUCUUGGUGUUGAACCUUUUCCUUGCCUUGUUGCUGAAUUCAUUUGGCAGUGACAGUUUAUCUGAGGGAGAAAACACCAAGAAAAAGAAGAAAAAGGAGAGCAGAUUACUGAAAAAACUACGUGCAGCCUUGAAGAUUGGAGUAUUCCGAAAGAAAAGCACCACUGUCAGUCCAUCGAGGGAAGGGUCCAUGGCGAAGGUGGAACCAAACAAAAAUGAAGAAGUCAACCCAGACAAGGAGAAAACGAUACCAGAGGUCACCUUUAAGAUUGAGGAUGAAGGCCUUUAUGAUGAAAAACAUAAAGUUGGUCAGAAUGGUGAGCAUCUCAGCACCAAUGGAGACCUGGAGUUGCAAACCUUGCACAGUAAUGGAGAUCUGAAGUCUUUAUCUUCUUCUGGUAUGCUUACACCACAGUCAAAUGGAGUCAUUAGAAACAAAAACAUAAAGAACAUUGAUGAGGCUUUCCACACACAAAGAGGUCAGUUUACAGAGUUUCCAACCACUCGGAGUGGACCAAAAGGCUCUACGCUUAGUGUUAGAACUAUGACCAGUGAGACCAAGGAGCAGAUUGAAAAUGAAAAGAACAAACAAAAACUUGAAGAAGACAAACGAGACACUGAAAAAGAAGAAAAAGUUAAAGGAGAAGAUGCAUUGAAAGCAGACGAGGAAGAUGAAGAGGAUAAGAAAAGCUUAACAGAGAAAGAAAAAGAAGACAAGAUGCGGCUUAAGGAUGAAGAUGCAGAGGAUGAAAAGCUUGCAGACAUAGAAGCUCACACCAUUGUUGACUGCUGCCCUGCUCCAUGUUACAAGAUGUCCAAAUGUUGUGCAUCAUGGGAUGACACAAAAGUUGGAAAGAACUUCAGGAAAACACGUGUAUUUUUCAACAAUUUAGUGACCCAUAAAGUAUUUGAAGGGUUCAUCAUAUUUCUGAUCUUAGCCAGCAGCACCACACUGGUAUUUGAAGACACCAACCUUCCUAUGAAUCCUCAGCUGGGCGAGGCUCUCCGAAUUCUCAACACCAUCUUCACAGUAUUGUUCACCAUUGAAAUGCUCCUAAAAUGGAUUGCUUUUGGAUUCAAGAAAUACUUCACAGACUUCUGGACCAUAUUGGACUUUGUAAUUGUCUGUAUUUCUGUAUUUGGUAUCAUAUCCGAUGGCAUUGAAUCAGUUGGAAACAUCAGUGCUUUCAGAGCGCUACGUACAUUGAGAGCACUGCGUCCUUUAAGAGCUGUGUCAAGAUUACAAGGAAUGAAAAUUGUUGUGAAUGCCUUAGCACAUGCCAUUCCUUCCUUUAUCAAUGUGCUCAUGGUGGGCAUGAUCUUCUGGCUCAUCUUUGCCAUCAUGGGUGUUCAACUUCUGGGAGGGAAAUUUUAUAAUUGUUAUGAUGGUGACGGGAACAAGCUACAAUAUAAUGCAUCAUAUCUAACCAACAAGACGGAAUGCCUUGCACUAGGAUAUGAUUGGAGUAAUGACAAAAUCCACUUCAAUAAUGUGUUCGCUGCCGUUCUUGCAAUUUUCCAAGUGUGUACAUUUGAAGGCUGGAUGGAAGUAAUGGAAGCAGCAUCUGACAUGACUGAUAUUGAUCUAGUGCCAAGAUUUGAAUACAGUUAUGCCAUCAUGUUCUACUUCGUCGCCGUGAUCAUUGUUGGGGCCUUCUUCACUCUGAAUCUCUUUAUUGGUGUCAUCAUAGAUAACUUCAACAUGCUUAAAAAGAAGUACGAAGGAACAUAUUUAGAUAUGUUCUUGACAGCACAUCAAAAGAAUUACUACCAUACACUACGAAAACUAGGAAAUAAGAAACCACAGAAGACUAUAAGAAGACCCAAGAAUAAAGUACAAGGCUUUUUCUUUGAUGUUGCCAUGAGCAACAAGUUUGAGAUGUCCAUAGUUGUGUUGAUAUUUGUCAACAUGCUGCUGAUGACACUGGAACACUACAGACAAUCAGCUCUCAUGACCCAGGUUCUAGAAUAUUUCAAUAUUGUCUUCACCACCAUCUUCUCCCUGGAGGCUCUCGUCAAAAUUAUUGGCAUGCGCUGGCAUUACUUCCGCAGGGUUUGGAACGUGUUUGAUUUCAUCAUUGUGGUGCUAUCAAUUGUAGGUAUUGCAUUUAAUGAUUUUUUGAAGACAUACUUUGUCACACCAUCACUACUACGAGUUGUUAGAGUAUUCAGAAUUGGCAGAGUAUUACGUCUGGUGAAAGCAGCAAAAGGAAUCCGCAAGCUGCUGUUUGCAUUGAUGAUUUCCCUUCCUGCUUUGAUCAACAUUGGGGCACUGCUCUUGAUGCUCAUGUUUAUUUUUGCCAUUAUAAUGAUGAUCAGCUUUGGCUUUGUGAAGAAAAAUGGCGCCAUAGAUGACACGACAAACUUUGAAAAUUUUGGCAACAGCUUAAUGUUGAUGUUCCGUCUGUCCACCUCAGCAGGCUGGAACGAUAUUCUGGACGGCCUGAUGAUCCACCCUCCAGACUGCAACAACACACACGUACUGCUGUCCAAUGGAAGCACGUUUGCCAGGUCAGGGGGAGACUGCGGGGACGACUUUCUUGCUAUCUUAUUCAUGAUUAUAUAUUUGAUCCUCACUUUCCUGAUUGUCAUCAACAUGUACAUUGCUGUGAUUUUGGAGAACUUCAAUCAAGCCCAUGAGCAGGAAGAGAUAGGUAUUACUGAGGAUGACUUUGAGAUGUUUUAUGUGGUCUGGGAGAGAUAUGACCCUCAUGCUACUCAGUACAUAAAAUAUGAACAAUUAUCAGAUUUUGUGGGAGAAUUGGAAGAACCUUUAGGUAUGCCAAAACCAAAUGGCAUGGCACUGGUUGCCUUUAACUUACCCAUUGUGGAAGGAGAUAUGAUGCAUUGCUUAGACAUCUUAAUGGCGUUGGUUAAACAUGUCCUAGGAGACGUAGAAGAAACUGAGGAGUUUAAACAACUCAGACAGCAAAUGCAGGACAAGUUUAACGAAUCGUUCCCAACACGUGUCAAUACUAAUGUUAUUGCAACAACUAUGCAGCGCAAGAAAGAAGACGUUGCAGCACGGACAUUGCAACGUUGUUGGAAAAAACACAAAAUGGACAAAGCUUUUGCGGAAUUUCAGCAAGCAGCUCUGGCACAGCUUGCGCUGGAGCGUAGUCAAAAUCAAGAGACACUGAGCCCAAAGAUGCAAGAAGCUUUGACAAAAUCAAGACCUGCCAGUGCUGUGAGUAGGUUAAGUUCAAGGACUAGUAUUAAUGUGGAAAAAAGUCCUACGCCUUCUAGAAAAAUGAGCACCACAGGUAACACACUUCAGGUCCCGGGAGGACCUUCUACAACAUAGUUGGUCCUUUUGUGUUUCCUUUUGUGUAAGUUUCAUUAGACACCAUUUUGACAUUGUUAUUUUUUUGCGUGAGCUUCAUCCAUGUCAUACUAUCAUUACUGUCAUAUAAUAAAUUAAAAAAUUCAUAUACAGAGAGAGAGAGAGAAAAAAAAGAAAAAAACUUUGAUGCUGUUAUAUAUCUUACAAUACCAUACAGGACACACAUGUAUGAGAUCAUAUAUAUAUACUCAGCACAUUUAAAAAGAGCCAGUAGGUGGCUGUGAUCUAUUGUUAAAUUACAUAUCUUUCAUACAUGUACAAUUGUGAGAUGUGAUGGAAAAAUGGUGUACAGAAAUCUGAUGCAGCACUUUAUCCACACUUAUUUUGUAGAUCAUCUUUACAAUUAAACAUAACAUUGCAGUCAUGAGUAUAACCAACUUGUGAUAGUAUUAUUGUCAUCAUUUAUGACAUAUCACUGUGAUAUAGGAUAUUGUGUGUUCACUUAUUACUUGGAAUCUCAAAAAUUAGAAAAAAAAUGUAAAGAUUUCUCAGAACAAAGGUGAUAUUCACUAGGGAGGAUUUAUUACAUAAAAUCCCCAAAUUACACAUAAACACGAUUUUUGUUUUCUUCAAUGUGCUAGUUACAUAAAAGGCAUUUCUUCGUUACUUCACAUCUUUAACAAUUACAUACAGAUGCUUCAAGAAGCUACAAAUCUACUAUUUUUAAAUUUUCAUUUAACUUUAAUCUUGAAUGGAGUUAAAUGAACCUGCAUGUUGUUGCAGAACAUUUCAGUUUCUUCAUAACUUGUGACAGAGGUGAACUUUUUUACCUUUGUAUGGUUCCACCACAUUUUCUUUCUUUCAAACUGUGAUAUAGGCAACUUGUAUAACUUUGUAUAUUUAUUGAGCCUAUAGAACAGCAAGGCCAUUCGCUGGUUUAUUUGAACUGAUAUGCAAUUCUGUGAUAUUAAUUUAAAGAUUCUGUAAUUACCCUUUCUUUUCUUCAAAGUUGAAAUACCCAUAUCAACCAUUGUUUAAAACCUCAUUUUUUGAGUGAUGUGCACUUUGAUAUAUUCAAUAUGGCAUUUCAAGUAAAUGGUAUUUACAACUUCACUUUACAUUUUAUUGUAUCAUCUCUUUUCUAGAUUUAGCUAGUAUGGUAAAAGAGUGCAGUCACUGAAUAUAAUGUGUGAGACCACUGGAACA